AUGGUUCAUGCCAAGCUGAUAAGAAAGCUUCCGUCUGUGAAGGUGCUGACUAGGAAGCAGAUCAAGACCACCAUGUACGUCAAGUCGAAUACUCCGUAUAUCAGCGCCCUGAAGCGAAUCAAGAAGUUUCUGCGCGAUCUAGAGAAGAAUGGGGCCUCCUACGUUGUGGUUCUCGGCAUGGGGAAGGCCACUGAGAAGACAUUGUCGCUUGGAUGCCAUUUCGAGCAGCAACUAGGUAAGAAAGUGGAGGUAUUAACAAGAACGGUCGAGUUGGUCGACGAAGUAUCGGCAGAGAGUGAAGAAUCAAUCGAGAAUGAGGAUCUUCGCGACAUUGACCGAGAAACGACAUUGAAGAAACGUUGCGUGAGCGGAGUCGAGCUUCGGGUGUACCCAUGA
Messenger RNA from Torulaspora globosa, 396 nucleotides. It is a transcript of the gene POP7, whose product is annotated as ribonuclease P/MRP protein subunit POP7. Gene Ontology annotation, cellular component: ribonuclease MRP complex; nucleolar ribonuclease P complex. The record is from RefSeq and is a predicted model, not a curated record. Bases 1 to 396 code for a protein of 131 amino acids. Lineage: Eukaryota; Fungi; Ascomycota; Saccharomycetes; Saccharomycetales; Saccharomycetaceae. Gene Ontology annotation, molecular function: RNA binding. Gene Ontology annotation, biological process: tRNA 5'-leader removal; rRNA processing; intronic box C/D snoRNA processing. The transcript has a single exon.